Messenger RNA from Boleophthalmus pectinirostris (great blue-spotted mudskipper), 2396 nucleotides. RefSeq names its product acetylcholinesterase collagenic tail peptide. NCBI's taxonomy places the organism in Eukaryota, Metazoa, Chordata, Actinopteri, Gobiiformes, Gobiidae. The record is from RefSeq and is a predicted model, not a curated record. Bases 216 to 1613 code for a protein of 465 amino acids. The transcript has 18 exons.
CGCACUCCUCCGCCCCCUCUGCGGCUCUCACCUCCGGCUGCACCUCCCUCAGGACCCCCCGGGGGACACCCACAGACCUCCACAAACCUCCACAAACCUCCACAACCUCAGAAACCUCCACCAGCUCCAGAAUCGAGCGGGGAGGAGCGCGCAGAGGAUCGAUACCGCGUCAGGUUUACGCAGCAGCGGCACCGGGAGAGGAAGGAGACGUCGGCAUGGCCCUGCUCCAGCUCUGUGCUCCUCUGCUGCUCCUGGCUCCGGCCUGGGCCUCCAGACCGUCGUACUGGGACAGCAUCAUGACCGCGCACUCCGCUCUGAGGAUGCUGAACGGCCCUCUGCGCUUUGAGCCCUGCUGUCUGUACGCCCCGCCCCCUCCUCCUCUGUUCCCGCCCCCUCCUCAGCUCUGGAAGCGGGGACGUCCGGAGGGAGGCAGUCUGCUGGAGCCCACCAUCAAGUUCCACUCUCAGGAUGAGGAAGAGGAGCCUCUGAGGCCCAGAACGGGAAGUCCAGGAUGUGUCCCAGGACCUCCAGGACCUCCAGGACCUCAGGGACCAGAGGGCGACAUGGGGCUGCCGGGAAUCCGCGGACCCAAAGGCGAAAAGGGGGAGAUUGGACGGCCGGGGUCAAAGGGCAGGACUGGAGCUCCAGGUCUCCCGGGGAAACCAGGUCUGCCAGGUCGACCCGGUGCAGAUGGACCCAAGGGAGAGAAGGGCGACCCGGGGCUGAUGGGGCUCCCCGGACUGCGAGGACCCCCUGGGAAUAAGGGUUUGCCCGGAUACAAAGGAGAUAAGGGAGCUCAGGGAGAUCCGGGAACAGCGGGCACAAAGGGCGACAAGGGCUCCAUCGGUCUGCCCGGGAUGCUCGGACAGAAGGGAGAACAGGGACCAAAGGGAGAGCAGGGCGUCCCCGGAAAGAGAGGCCCCACAGGACGACCCGGAAAACGAGGAAAACAGGGGUUUAAGGGGCAGCCGGGCUCCGCAGGAACCAUGGGCCCCCCAGGACCCCCCGGGCCCAAUGGACACCCCGGACCCCCAGGGCCCCCAGCCUCAGGUCUGUACCUCGUCGGCGAAAAGGGAGAGAAGGGUCUCCCCGGACCCCCCGGCCGCUGCCAGUGCGACCCCCCUCCCACGGUGAACAGCGCCCCCCUUGGCAACUACAGGCUCCACGACAGCUCCAGCAAAGUGCCCGCUAUCUUUGUGGUGAACUCUGAAGAGGAGAUGAGGCGUCUCCAGGGGGACAACGCGAUCGCCGUCAGGAAGGACCAGAGGACGCUGUACUUCAAAGACAAAGACGGAUGGAAACCGCUACAGCCGUUCCAGUCCUUCCAGUCGACGGAGAAGAGCCCCGAGCGUGUGGGGGCCUGUGGGGACGGGAAGGUGCAGCCUCAGCACGGGGAGGAGUGUGACGACGGAAACCAGCAGGUCAACGACGCCUGCCUCAACUGUAAAUGGGCGUACUGUGGAGACGGGUACAGGCACGAGGGCAUGGAGGAGUGCGACGGGAAGGACUUCGGAUACCAGACCUGCAAGUCCUACCUGCCCGGGUCAUUUGGUCGGCUCCGGUGCACCGACUCCUGCUUCAUAGACUCCACCGGCUGCAAGUAUUUCACCUGAACCAGAGCGGGGAGUCGCGCUGCUGAUUCUGCCCCAGUUUGAGUCCUGGUCGCUGGGCACGGGGAGCACACCGGCCCCCUCUGUCUGCGGAGGCUGUGGAUCACACCAGAGCAACAUGGCUGCCGCACUGUUACACCCAAAGACUGUUCUGUCCUCGAUGUUAUGACUCCCUGACUGUUAAAAUUAUAUAAGCUGUUUUUUAGUCGCAAAAAAUAAGACUCUAAACGUGUAAACGUGAGUGAGUGAUCGUUACAGAUCACACACUGACCCCAGAUGCUUUGUGCGUUUUCAGUACCCACACUCGUUUUGAGCGUCAUUUCAAAAUAGAAUCUUAUUUUAAUAAAAAAAAAAACAAUGUACAUUUUUGAUUGAAUUUAACUCAGAUUGUUGUGUCUAAAUGUUUAUUAAAUGUAACUAAUGUGAUAAUAUUAUGAAAAUAGCAUUACUUACACUUAAUAAAUAUAAUAACAUAAUAACAUAACAUAAUAAACAGAUUUAGGCAAUAAUCUGACGUGAAAGUGAAAGUGAAAGUAGAUUUUUCUCGACUGGAGCUCAAAUCCAGUGUGGGCAUUGGAGCGUCUCUUUAACACUGACCAUAAGAAGUGCAAUACUGUUUAAUAGCAUGUUUCUACUGUCCUGUUAGCGUCCUGUGCUCGUGAAUGUCUGACUAGUGAAUGUUAAACCCGACAACAAAAAGAAUGUUUCGCAGUAUAGCAUUAGCCAAACAGAACCCCGACCUGAAUGCAGUCUAACGGUGUAUGAAAAUAAAACGUCAUAUGUUGA